AAAUUUCAUUUGACAUUGACAAGUUCUUUGUUGGUUAUUUAACGUGUUUAUUUAAAAUAAUUCCAAAUAACUCAAUUAAUCGAAAAAAUAACGUUAUGGCAAAAGACGACGAAGAAGACCGAUUACCCGAUAAAGACGCAGCGAAAGAAUUUUACGCGAAAUACGAACCAAAAGAAAUUUUGGGGAGAGGGAUAAGCUCAACCGUUAGGAGAUGUAUCGAAAAAGAAACGGGGAAAGAAUUCGCCGCGAAAAUAAUCGAUGUUAGCACGGAUAACGAAGGAGCAGCUUCUUACGAAGAAACCAAACAAGAAAUCCAAAUUUUAAGACAAGUUGCGGGGCAUCCUUACAUAAUUGAACUACAAGAUGUUUUUGAAUCGGAAACUUUUAUUUUCCUCGUAUUCGAGCUGUGUAAAAACGGGGAACUCUUUGAUUACUUAACUUCGGUCGUAACGUUUUCAGAGAAAAAAACGCGUUAUAUAAUGAGGCAAAUUUUCGAGGCGGUUCAACACAUCCAUAAUUGCGGCAUAGUCCACCGUGAUUUAAAGCCAGAAAAUAUUUUAUUAGACGAUAACUUUAAUGUUAAAAUAACCGAUUUUGGGUUCGCGAAAAAAACGCAACGAGGUGAAUAUUUAAUGGAUUUGUGUGGAACUCCAGGGUACUUAGCCCCCGAAACGUUAAAAUGCAACAUGUUUGAUGAUGCACCUGGAUAUUCCUUUGAAGUUGACAUAUGGGCUUGUGGGGUUAUUAUGUACACUUUAUUAGUUGGGUGCCCCCCAUUUUGGCACCGCAAACAAAUGGUGAUGCUUAGAAACAUCGUUGAAGGAAAAUAUUCGUUUAGUUCCCCCGAAUGGAAUGAUGUUUCCGAUUCUCCCAAAGAUCUUAUUAGAAAAAUCUUAGUUUUAGAACCAUCAAAAAGAAUCUCGAUACGAGAAGCUCUAAAUCACGUGUUUUUUCAUACCAUGCUUUUCGAUGAAGAUAUUUCCCCGCUUAAACAAACUUAUCGCAGAGAUAGCCAGCAAUAUAAUGAUAUCGAAGUGAAAUUAAAGCAACGAGCUUUUAACCCAAGAAGAAAGUUUCAGUUUAUAAUUUUAGUGGUAAGAGCAGCCGUCAGGUUAACUCGGUUACAUUGCACCCCGGAACCCUUAAACAUGACUUUAGCAGCCAUCGAUCCCUACCGGAUAAAAAUGUUGCGGAAAGUAAUCGAUGGUUGUGCUUUUAGAGUUUACGGACAUUGGGUUAAGAAAGGCGAGGGGCAAAACCGCGCCGCUCUCUUUGAAAAUCACAGCAAAACCGAAUUAAAAGAGACGUAUAUAGCAAAUUUGAAUCGAUAAAUUUUAGACGAAUUUUGUAGGUUAAGUUUAAUUUUAAGAAAUGAAUCUAAAAAUGUUUUAAUUAACCAAUAAAGAUACUAAUUUAGAUUUUAA
Messenger RNA from Onthophagus taurus, 1424 nucleotides. It is a transcript of the gene PhKgamma, whose product is annotated as Phosphorylase kinase gamma. Lineage: Eukaryota; Metazoa; Arthropoda; Insecta; Coleoptera; Scarabaeidae. Gene Ontology annotation, biological process: protein phosphorylation; glycogen metabolic process. The record is from RefSeq and is a predicted model, not a curated record. Gene Ontology annotation, cellular component: phosphorylase kinase complex. Gene Ontology annotation, molecular function: ATP binding; calmodulin binding; phosphorylase kinase activity.